Messenger RNA from Bursaphelenchus xylophilus (pine wood nematode), 5016 nucleotides. The record is from the annotation of a GenBank genome assembly. Lineage: Eukaryota; Metazoa; Nematoda; Chromadorea; Rhabditida; Aphelenchoididae.
AUGAUGGAGUACUUCACCCGAAGCUACCACACUCCCGACGACCGUUACAAGCCCGCCGACAAUAACAACACCAUUAGCACAUCGAAUGGUUCUAUUCCAAAUAGCAUUCGAUAUUAUAACGAGGAUGAGCUGACCAUCCCAUUGCCCAACUCAUUUAUGCCCACAAAACCGAAUGGAGAGAUCACUUACAAUUACUAUCCGAUGAGCAGUAGUACGAGCAGCUCCAGUUAUCAGCCCAGCUCGGACUAUGUGCAGCAGGAAGAGGAAUGGGAUCGAGAUGCUUUGUUGGAUCCAAUGUGGGAAUAUCAGCAGAAAAAGGUGGGGGUUUUAUUGGGUUUUGUCUUUAUUUAGGUAUGGAGGAAUGGGAAAGAUGGACAAAGAUGAGGAGCAACAUUCUGCGGGAAUUUUGUAUUAGAUACGUAUAAGAUGUAAAAUAUGAUGUGAUAAUAGAUUUUUUUUGAUUGAAAAUAGCUCAAAAGACGUUGGAAAGUGGUUUUUUUAAAAUCUUUUUCUUCACCAUCUAUACCUAAAACAACAUCUCCCAAAGCUUUCAAAUCCAAAAAAUAUCUGCAUGACACAUCGCAAAAUGACGUAACCUUUGCUUUCCAGACCUUCACCGCCUGGGUAAACAGUCAUCUACGCAAAGCCGGAACCAAAAUCGAAAUCUUAGAGGAGGAUUUCCAAAAUGGCCUCAAACUUAUGCUCUUAUUGGAAAUAAUUUCCGGUCAGCCGCUGCCAAAACCCGACCGAGGUCGAACCAGAUUCCACCGGAUCGCCAAUGUCAACAAAGCCCUUCAAUAUAUCCAAUCAAGAGGAGUCAAACUGGUUUCUGUUGGGGCUGAAGGUAGUGUAAUAUUCAAAUUGAUUUUAUUCAAAUGUUUUUGCAGAAGUUGUUGAUGGAAAUGUGAAAUUAACCUUGGGACUGAUCUGGACUAUCAUUUUGAGAUUCGCUAUCCAGGAGAUUAGUGUUGGAGGUAGGUGAAAUUUAGGUUUUAUAUUGUUUUAGACACCAAAUGUGUCUGAUUCAAAUUUUGGAUUUUUAGAACAUUCUGCUCGCGAUGGUUUACUAUUGUGGUGUCAGCGGAAGACUGAGCCCUAUGAAGAUGUGAAUGUUCAAAAUUUCAGCACCAGUUGGAAGGACGGACUUGCUUUUUGCGCUCUGAUCCACCGACAUCGCCCAGAGCUCAUCGAUUACGGCUCUUUGGACCCAAACAACCACAUUGGAAAUCUGUCAACGGCAUUUGAUGUGGCUGAAAAGGAUUUGGACAUCCCGAGAAUGCUGGAUCCAGAAGGUAAAAAUGUUUUUUUAGUUUAGUCAUUAUGGAUAAUAUAAUUUUUGAAAAAAAGUUUAAUUUUUUUCUACUUUUUUGCUUUCCAUCUUCUUUAGCUGUCGCAUUCACCCCUCGGCCGGACGAAAAGUCCGUGAUGACCUAUGUUUCCUGCUUUUAUCACGCUUUCGAACCAAAACGCCGCGUUUUCCCCCAAAAUUUUCCGCAAAAAGUCCGACAGAACCUUCAAAGACCUCGAAUGUUCACUCCACCACCUCAUAGGUCGAUGGUCCAAGUUCUACCACCAAUAGAAACCAGAGUUAUGGGGCGAAAACCCCGGCCAAUUUCGAAUAUUUUUGAAUAUUCGCCCAAAAUCAUGCCGAGAACCGAAAGUUUCGAAAAAAUGAAUGGAUUCCGACCGCAGCUCGUCAAUUCUCGGCUUAUGCAGCCCGCCAAAGAGUUGAGGGUGGAACUGCCUCCGGCUAAACCCGAUCCAAAGGACGUAAGGACGAUUUGUGUCCGGGUUUGCAGUGAUUUGACAGUUUUUGGGAUGAUUUUUGCCAUUUUUUCAAGAUUUUUGUUGAUUUUUUGUCGACAAAUCAUGUGAAUGUGAACUAUGUUAUGUGAAAUUAUGUGUAAUGUCAUUUCAGUCCUGGUUGAUUCGUCCAUCCCUGACGAAAAAGCGAUUAUGACCUAUGUUUCAACGUUCUAUCAUAAAUUUACGGGGAAAAAUAAGGUAAAUAUUGAUUUUUUAUGUGAUUUUGAUGUGGAUUUGACUUGCUUUUGAUAGUAUGUGGGAUUAGGAAUAUUUUCGACCGUAUUUUAAUUAAAAUCAAAUUCAGUAUAGCAAAGAUUUUGUAUAAAAAGAGUAAAAUUUUGAGGGUUUUGAUUUGUUUUUUUUUGUGAUUUGAUGGAUAUUUGUGUAUAUUUCCGAUUUUUCUCUGAAAACGACUGAUUUUAGCUAGAAAAAGCCGCAAAUCGAGUGAGCCGAGUCCUCUCCCAGAACAAGGAGAACAAAAAAAUGGCCGAUGACUACGAAAUUUUGGCUGAUGAUUUGCUAAAAUGGAUCGACCAUUGGAUGCCAAUUGUGUCAAAUAGAACAGAAGAACCAAAUUCGAAUGGUUUAAAGAACCGACUGAACGAUUUUAGACAGUACAGACACAAGGAGAAACCACCAAGAAUUGAAGAGAAAAGCCAAUUGGAAACACUGUUUAACACCUUGCAAAAUCGAUUGAGAUUAGGAAAUCGACCGGCUUUUAUGCCGAAAAAUGGAAAAACUGUGAAGGUAGGGAGGCCGUGGAUGGAAUGUGAGGUGAUUGGGAAUCAGGGAAGAGCUGAAUUUUGUGAUUUUGCGAAUUUUUGAUCAAAUUCUGGCUAAAAUUUUGGCGAUUUUGCCGAAAGAGUUUAAAAAAGGUGUAUAAAUUUGGAUGGAAAAGAAGAUUCAUGGGGUUUUUAUGGCCUUGACUGUCGUGCUAAGAAGAAGGAAUAUUUUUUUUCUGGUUGCAUUGGAAAAUUUGGCUUGGUCGAUGUUACACUUGACAUGAUUCAAUAGUUUUUGGUGAUUUUUGCCUAAAUUUUGAUUUAUUUUCUUCGAAAUUGUUGAUUAAAAUUUAGAAAAUGGAUAAAUAUGAGUUUUUUUUUUAUAUUUUUUAAGUAAUAUUGCAUAUGUUACACUUAAAAUCUAUCAUAAUUAUAGGAUGUGAACCUUGCCUGGAACAACCUAGAACAGUCCGAAAAGGGCUUCGAAGAAUGGCUUCUCUCCGAAAUGAUGAGACUUCAACGACUUGAACGGCUGGCCGAAAAGUUCCAUCGAAAAUGCACCUCUCAUUCCCAGUGGUGCCAGGGAAAAGAAUCAAUUUUAAAGUCAGAGGACUACAAAUCCGCAGAUGUACAUACUAUUAAGGCAAUUAGAAAGCGUCACGAAGCAUUUGAGAGCGAUAUGGACGCUCAUCAAGAACGAAUUGAGCAAAUUGUGGAGAUUGGCAAAGAAUUGACAAGAUUAAGGUACGCAAAAGCCAAAGAAAUUGCCGAAAAAUGCGGAGAAGUUGUCGGAAAUUGGGACAAAUUGGAAGUUCUGGCUAAAGAGCGAAGUGAACGGUUGAUCGAAGCCGAAAAAGUGGCUGGAAAAUUGGACGAGAUCCAUCUGAAAUUGGCCAAACAACUCGGACCCUUCAACUCGUGGCUGGAUUCGGUCAAGGAGGAUUUAACCGAUUUGGUGAUCGUAAAUCAGAUGAAUGAGAUUGAAGGAUUAAGCGAGGAUCAUCUGAAGUUCAAAGAGACACUCCCAGAAGCGGUCAAAACUUUGGAGAAUAUCAAGACAUUGGAAUCGGAAGCAAAAGAAUUAGUCGAAAAAUAUGGUCUAGGUCCAAAGUUAUUGGCAAACCCAUACACAGACCUUUCCAUGAACAAAGUAGAAGGCUUGUGGAGGGAGAUUCAACAGUUACUUCCAGAAAGAGACCAUCAGUUGGAGGCAGAGAGGGCUCGGCAGCAGAGUGAGUCAUUAGUAGCCCUAAAAUAAUAUUUUGAUUUAGAAAAUGAACGUCUGCGAGAUUUGUUCGCUGAAAAGGCGAAUGAACUUGGCCCAUGGCUCGAGGAUUUACUGGAGCAAGUCUUAUCGGCCAGGUUGACUUCAGCGUCGACAUUGGAAUCGAUUUUGAAAGCCCUUGGGGAUAUUAAACAUGAGGUAAAUUUCGUUGAUUUUAUGUUGAAAUUUGAUGGUUAAUAGACGUAUUGGAACCUGUGGAGUCUCAAAAUAGGAUUUUAUAGGACAGGACAUGUUUUGGACAAAGAAUUUAUAUUGUUUUAGAGAGCUGAGUCAUGGUGAAUAUGAAAUUUUAGUAGAAAUGAGUGUUUUACUGGAAAAAUAAAUGGAAUAUGACUAAUAGAGGUUUCAAAGGUUCAAAAAGCUUUUUUUGGAUGUUUUUGGUAUUCAAUUAAGGAUUGCACAUUUAUUUUUUUUAUGAGUAAUAUAAUUUUUUAUGUUUUUUUGUGUUUUUUUGAAUUUGGAUUAAUUUCUUGUCGUUUGAAACCAUCUACAGUUCGAUUUUAUAAUGAGAUUGACAAAAUUUUACAUUAUUUUUGGCAAUUUUUGAUGAAUCUUUAAAAUUUUCAGCUAUUAUAUGAUCUCAAAUCUUUUUUUCAGGCAAUCCUGAACAAGCACCAGCUCGAUGAGCUCGAAAAAAUCAACCAGGAAAUGCAAGAGAACCUUGUUUUUGAAUCCCCGAAGUCAAAAUACACCAUGGAAUCGAUCCGGGUUGGCUGGGAAUCCCUGAUGACGUCAUUGAACAAGGUCUCAAACGAAUUUGAGAAUCAGAUCCUGCUCCGCGACAGCAAAGGAUUAUCCCAUGAACAGCUGAAGGAAUAUCGCCAAGCCUUUGCUCACUUUGAUAAAGACUCGAAAGGCCUGAAUGAAGAACAAUUGAAGGCAUUUUUGAUAUCAAUCGGACACGCAGAAGACCCAUAUGAACUGUUUUUGAAGCUGGAUUCGAACUCGAUGGGAACUGUCAGCUUUGAUGCUAUUUUGGAUCAUUUGACUCGAGAACAGACGGACAGAGACAACGCGGAACAGAUGAUAGAAGCAUUUAGACUGUUGGCGAACGGAAAAUCAGCGAUUACAGAACAAGAAAUCCGAAGCGAACUCCCACCAAAACUCGCAGAAUAUUGCCUCCAAGAACUGGACUCCUUCCACGACCCAUCGGACAAAGGAUUCGAUUACGAAACGUUUUGUAAAAACAUAUUUAUCCAGUGA